GUAACUAAGAGAGGGGACGGGCUGGUUGGAGCCUCUCCUUUGUGUCCGGCGCAGCCGUCGCAAACUCUCCCGGGGUCCGCACGUUUUCCCGAAGGCAGCCCGGGGCACCGCGCCGGGAUGAUCGCGUCGCUGUCCCGCGGGAAUCUGCUGGAUGUGCUUCAGGAAGGUUUCAAUGAGCAACAGCUGCAGGCGUACGUGUCCUGGGUGAACUCCCAGCUGAGGAGGAGGCCGGGGCUGCAGCCUGUCCAGGACCUGAGGCGGGACCUGCGGGACGGGGUCGUCCUGGCCCACCUCGUCGAGAUCGUGGCGGGCGAGCUCCUGGAGGGCGUCCACUACAGCCCAGCCGACCCCCAGGAGAUGCGGGAGAACGUGGAGAAGGUCCUGCAGUUUGUCGCCUCCAAGCUGGAGAGGAGGCUGGCAGUGAAAGACAGAUUGACAACAAGGCGGAGCUCCAGCGUGGACGAGGAGAUCGAGAACCCGUCGUGGAGCGUGCGGGCACUGGUGCAGCAGUACGAGGGCCAGAGGGAGGCGCCGGCGGGGGACAGCGAGGCCCUGCCGUCCGGUCUGAGCUCCCCCAGCCCAGCUCACACCCCCAAGGGAGAGCUCGCCGUUGGCCAAUCAGAGAGCCAGGAGGCGAAACUCAGCGCCCAGCUAGAGGAGGCUCGUUGCAAAGCAGAGGUGCUGGUGAUGGCGCCGCUGGGCGGGCCUGUGGGGGCGGGGGAGGGCAGCUCCUGGGAGGACCAGCUGCUGGAGCAGCAGGAGCAGCUGGAGAGGGAGAUGGAGGAGGCCAGGAGGAUGAUCUCCAGCCUGCAGGUGAGUCCUGGCACCUCUGGCACGUUUUCCGUUUCAGGUGAUACCAGACGGUCUGGAACUGCAUUGAAAAGGAGGAAGGAGGCAGAAUCCAUCGGAAAUGCACUUUCUCAUCCCACAUCCCACAAAGUCCAUUCUUUCCAACCGAAAUUGACAAGAGCAACGAGUCCAGCUGUGGUUCUGGGUCUCUUCUGUUUCCUCCUCUGUUCUUCUCUAACCACUCUCUGUUCCCUCCCCGUUUCACUGUCCGCUCUUCUUCCAUCUCGCUGCUUCUCUGUCCUGCUCUUUUUAUCUGACAGUGACAGACCCCUCGGCCUCUCUCUCUCUCAGGACGCCCUGCAGCAGCGCAUGUCCCUGCAGGAGAGCUCUGUCCUGCAGCUCAAACAGGAGCUCCUGAGGGCCAGCAUGGCCAGAGAUGAACUGCACAGCCAGAAUGUGAACAACACGAAGCGUCCAGAGUGACAGCAGCCUGUGGUGUGUCUGUGUGUGUCUGUACAGAAGGAGCUGGGACACAAGGACAGACUCCUGCAGCAGCAGCAGCUCAAGCUGGAUGAGGCCUUGCGCAAAGUGGAGCAGGCCGCCCGCGGGUCCCUGAGCCCGUCUCUGUGUGCUUGUGUCCCGCAGAGCCGGGGGAAGUCUCCAGGCCGGCGGGCCGCCCAGUCAGACCGGGACUCCUGGCCUCCCAGCUCCAAGAUGUCUCAUUCCCACAGCAGUCCUGUUCUCUCCAGCUCCGCCACCACCAAAGUGCUGUACUUCACCGACCGCUCCCUCACACCCUUCAUGGUCAACAUCCCCAAGAGGCUGGGUGAGGUGACGCUGAGAGACUUCAAAGCCGCUGUGGACAGAGAGGGCAGCUACAGGUACCACUUCAAAGCUCUGGACCCUGAAUUUGGCACCGUAAAGGAAGAGGUGUUCCACGACGACGCGGUGGUCCCGGGCUGGGAGGGGAAGAUCGUGGCCUGGGUGGAGGAAGACCAUGGCGAGGACAGGCAGUCUUGGUGGCAGGGGGACCCGACCAAAGAGUGACUGUGCUGCCGGAGCACCACGAUGUCCCCCCUUCCUCCACCCUCCUCCUCCUCGAGCCCAGUAGGCCGCAGGGGAGGUCCUGCACACCUCCCAUUCCACAAUCCCGCGGGCUGAGGGGAAGUGGGCACUGGUGUGGCCCCAUGAGCCCGCGCUCGAGUGGCCGGAGCGGACAGCUGUGGUCAGGCUUGUCCAAUGUGUUAGCAGUGGGAAGGAGCUCCAGCCGGAGAGGCGCUGUGCAGAUUUGCUAAAGGGUCCCACCCCCCCGCCCGAGCCCGAGCCCGAGCCCUCUGUGACAGUCGAUGUCUCGCGCUCUCAGAUGCUGCAGGAUGUGGCUCGUCACACCCCGCCGACGUCGGGGACCCCUCUCCAGGUUCUUCAAGACCCUGCGCCUCUCUGCUGUGUCUGACGUCCAUCCCAGCCUGGCGUGGUGAUGGGAAUUCACUGGAAACUGCCGGGACCUCCUUCCCACCUGAGGAGGGCGGAUAAUGGCGUUCAGGCCCAGACAUUUUGUACGCCUGGGCCUGAACUUGCUCAGGAAGGGAUGUGGUCGAACUCAUAUGCCUUCAGCAGGCUGGCCUUCUGGGACUCCGCUGUGCUGCAGUGUACAGACUUGACUGACCUGCUAAACGUUGUGCCAAAUGAUGUGAAGACUGCACACAGAAUCCAGUAAGGGCGCACACUGCAUCCACACAGCAGCAGCGCUGUCUCUGUCCUCCUCCCACCCCUGCGGCCCCUCCUGCUGCACAGAGCUGGGGCCUCAAAGUCAGCUUUCAGCCAAAGACCACACGACAUGCUCCCUGCAAUAGGAAAGACGGCCAACAUUCCUGACUGUGCUUCUGCACGAGCUUAGACAAGGAGAAGCUUAGGAACUGCCUGGAAUAUUAGUUCAGCCAGGGGAAUGAGACUCCGAUUGCAUUGCACUCUACUCCACUCCAGGAUUUGUGGCUCCACCUCAGACAUGCAGUAUGUAGUACCUGUACACUUUUACUAUUGCUAUCUUAUUUUUAGAACGAUUUACACAUAAACACACUGCACAUGCAGAAUAAGAUCAGAUACAGUUUAAUAGUUCAACUUUAUGAUGAUGUAAUUACUUUAUUAUUGUUUCACUGUUUCAUCACCAGUUUGUUUGAGAGCCGGGGUGUGGCAAAACCAGAAGUGGAUCAAACUGCUGUGCAAUCCGUCUUUUUUGAUUGAAUCGGAGAGCUUUGAGGACUCUUCCGGGCCAAGACUCAGUAGUAUCAUUUCUGUACUGAGAGCUCUUUUUUUAGGUACUUUGUUAAUAAAUACAGGUAAAUUGCA
Messenger RNA from Lepisosteus oculatus (spotted gar), 3135 nucleotides. NCBI's taxonomy places the organism in Eukaryota, Metazoa, Chordata, Actinopteri, Semionotiformes, Lepisosteidae. The record is from RefSeq and is a predicted model, not a curated record.